GCGCGCGCGGCCGCGUUUGAAUGGCCCUGUGUGGGGUUCGGCCCGGGAUCUCGGGGACGCCCUAGCUGCCGGGCGCAGUUCGUCACCGGCAGCGCUGGGCUGAGGCGCCGCGGUACCAUGAGGCGCCGGUAUCUAAGAGAUUAUGGCAUCUAAAACUCACAAUGUUAAAAAACGGAACUUUCAUAAUAAUAUUGAGGAUCAUUCCAUUGAUCUUCCUAGAAAAAGAACCUCUAAUUUCACUAAUAAGAACAUGAAGGAGGUUAAGAAAUCUCCAAAACAGUUGGCUGCUUACAUAAAUAGAACAGUUGGACAAGCUGUGAAAAGCCCAGAUAAACUACAUAAGGUGAUCUAUCGCAGAAAGAAAGUUCAUCCUUUUCCAAAUCCUUGUUACAGAAAAAAGCAGUCCCCUACAAGUGGGGACUGUGACAUGGCAAAUAAAGAAAAUGAACUGGCUUGUGCAGGCCAUCUGCCUGAGAAAUUACGCCCUGAUAGUCGAACAUACUUGGUUAACUCCAGUGAUUCUAGUUCUUCACAAACAGAAAACCCAUCAUCAAAAUAUAGUACCUUUUUUUCUGAGGUUUCUCAUGACCAUGAAACAAUGGCACAAGUUUUGUUCAGCAGGAAUUUGAGAUUGAAUGUGGCUUUAACUUUCUGGAGAAAGAGAAGUAUAAGUGAACUCGUAGCUUAUUUGGUGAGGAUAGAAGACCUGGGUGUUGUGGUGGAUUGCCUGCCUGUACUUACUAAUAGUUUACAGGAAGAAAAACAAUACGUCUCACUUGGCUGCUGUGUGGAUUUGUUGCCUCUAGUAAAGUCACUACUUAAAAGCAAAUUUGAAGAAUAUGUAAUAGUUGGUUUAAACUGGCUUCAAGCAGUCAUAAAAAGGUGGUGGUCAGAACUGUCAUCCAAAACAGAAAUUAUAAAUGAUGGAAAUAUUCAGAUUUUAAAACAACAAUUAAGUGGAUUGUGGGAACAAGAAAACCAUCUUACUUUGGUUCCAGGAUAUACUGGUAAUAUAGCUAAGGAUGUAGAUGCUUAUUUAUUACAGUUGCAUUGAGAAACUCUGCUAGAGAGCAUUUUGUUAUUUAAAACAUCCCUGGACUAUAUGAUUUCCAUUAAGAAUGUACCAUCUGAGAACCAAACUGAGGAAGAAAUUAAACCAUUUUUUUCUUUAAGAAGCUACAUAAUGAAACCACUAAUGGAAGCCUAAUCAUCUACUUCACAUUGAAGUGGAAAAAUACCUGAAAGGAGCAGCUUCAGCUUCAAUGAGGUGAAAGUGCACUAUGAAGAUUGUUCGCCUUCGCUGCAUUUGGGAUUUACAUGGUUUUUGGUAGCAUUGUUUAAGAACUACUGGGUCUUAUUGCAAUCCUGCAUAAGAAUAUAAUUUAUACUGUGUGAGAAAAUAAGACAGGACUUAUUUCUAGGAACCACAAAGUCAUCUUUUAAAGAUUGUGUUUUAUAAAACACUUAAAUGUGUGCAGCUAUUUUCUUAUGUUGGAAGGACUUUGAAAGUUAAAAACAUCAUAGCAAGUAAUCAAUACUAAAAAUGUUUUGUCCACACUGAGAUACUGUGUAUACAAAAUGCCUUAAUUAUUAAUAAGCCAAUGUGUAUGAUACCGAUACCUGUUUUUAAAAAAUUAAAACCAAACCAAACAUGUUUCUGGCAUGAUAAAAUCAUGGAAUUAAAUCAGGGGUUUCCAUUUACAUAGAAUGUUAAAACUAUUCCACAUCAUUUUUAAAGCUUGACACUAUUUUAGAAUCUCUGAUUUUUUUUUUUGCCAGAAUUAUGUAUGUAUGUGUUAUUCCUAUGUAAAAGAAAAAGGUGAAUAUGUAUUUGUAUGAAUGCUUAUUAACUGGAUAUGUCUGUGGAAUUAGCUAAUUUAUAUUCACUUUUCAUUGUAUAUGAAUUUCUAAUAUCAGUUCUGUAUCAUUUAAACCCCUUUCAUUUUGAGUAAAUUCACUAAAUAUUUCUA
Molecule: messenger RNA, 1970 nt
Organism: Condylura cristata (star-nosed mole)
Lineage: Eukaryota; Metazoa; Chordata; Mammalia; Eulipotyphla; Talpidae
Gene: KATNBL1
Product: katanin p80 subunit B-like 1
Exons: 10
Coding region: 143-1054 (303 amino acids)
Cellular component (GO): nucleolus
Molecular function (GO): microtubule binding
Source: RefSeq, a predicted model, not a curated record